AGAAUUAAGUCAAAAGAGACCAAGAAGUCAGGAAGUCACUAAGGGAAGUUUGGUGGUUUCUUGCGUCACAGAUGCUAGCUAGGGCUGCUUCUUGUGCCGGUGGAGUGAAAAGGCCACAAGCAUCCAGCUCCAGCACAACAAAUAAUCUUACAAUUAAAUCAGAUUUAUGUAAAAUAUGAGAUUUAUACUGUAGUGAUACAGAAUGUAGCAGAAGCUUAUCGUUGUUAUAAAAACAGGAAAAGGUGGUUAGAGGUCAGGUACAAAAACAACACUGCAUUUUCAAACACACAAUAAUCACCAUGAGUGGAUUAGGUGUCACGUAUCACUAAGAGCACAAUAGCAAACACACAAACACACACACGUCUGGAUGUAAGACUGGUGGUUCAUUAAGCGGUGCAUAAUGAAGAGAGGACGAAGAAAAGGUGGGAGUAAAGAGAAGGUGUUUGGAUGUGACCUGGUGGAGCAUUUAGCUGCAACUAGUCAAGAAAUUCCUCUGGUACUCCGUAGCUGCUGUAUGUUCAUUGAAGAACAUGGGAUCGUUGAUGGGAUCUACAGAUUGUCUGGAGUGUCAUCCAACACACAGAAACUUAGGUCAGAGUUUGACAGCGAGGGGUCUCCAGACCUGUAUAAAGAUUUGUAUCUGCAGGACAUUCACUGUGUCAGUUCCCUGUGUAAGGCGUACUUCAGAGAGCUGCCCAACCCACUGCUCACAUAUCAACUCUAUGACCACUUUGCUGAAGCUGUGGCUGUUCAGUUAGAGGAUGAGAGAAUGGUGAAGAUAAAGGAAGUGCUGAAAGAGCUGCCACAGCCUCAUUACCGGACUCUGGAAUAUUUGAUGAAACACUUAGUCCGGAUGGCUACGUAUUCUAAUCAGACCAACAUGCAUGCCAGAAAUCUUGCCAUUGUGUGGGCUCCCAACCUCCUCAGAUCAAAGGACAUCGAGGCAUCAGGUUUUAACGGCACUGCGGCUUUCAUGGAGGUGCGAGUGCAGUCCAUUGUGGUAGAAUUCAUUUUGACUCAUGUGUCUCAGCUGUUUCCUGAAUUGGAUCCUGAACCAGGACUAACUGCAGAGCGAAGAAAGUCUCUCCCAUCACCAUGCUUACUGCCCAGCCAAGAAGACCAUUUCUUCAAGGCCUUGCCUUUCCAAUAUCCAGGCAACAUGAGUCCUGGAGAUAGUCCUAUAGCAAUGAGACCUUACCAUGCCAUCAUCGAUGGCACAGAAAAGAGGAAGGGAUCACUGAAAGGCAGAAAAUGGAAGUCUAUCUUCAACUUAGGCGGAAGACUCCAAGAUCACCGCAAAAAGAAGUACGCACCCAAGGAAAAAGAGAAGACCACUCUAAGGCCUGCUAAAAGUAUGGACUCUUUGAGCUCAGGACCUUACAUGCAGGAAGAUUCCCAGAAUGCUUCUCCACGCAUAUCUCCUUUAGCCAUACCCUCUGGAAAUGCAGAAGGUGGGUCUACUGGGGGUGGUGGUGUGGCUAGUGGAUAUGCCGUGACGUACAGGCGCACAGGUGGGGCUAGCGUUAGUAUGGUGAGUGGAGGAGGUGGGGCGCAUGGCACUUACAGGAGCCUGGAUCCAGGGACUGCGGCCAAUACAGACAAAACACAGACUCCAUCCCAAGUGAUGCCCAGCAGGGCAGAACGCCGUGCAGGAAUGCACAUUUCUGGGCCUUUUUCGGUGACCGUCCCUCUUCAUAUAACCUCAGGGCUGGCACUGGGGGUACUUCAGGGAGGAAGAGCUGAGGAGGAAGAGCUACGGCAGGGGCAGAAUGAGGAGGAACAGCUAAAGAAAGACAAAAAGGACAAUGCUGAAGAGAAGGAAACAGAACCGGAAGAAGAGAAAGUUCAAAGUUCAGUUAAGGAGACAGAAAGCCUGAAUGACAACAAGGAGAAGAUGUUGGAUAAUGUGGGUGAAGAGGAUAUGGAGAAAGUAGAUAAAAGCGAAGACAUACAGCCUGAGGAGGCCAUUCCUGAGGAGCAAGAAGUGUCUGAAGAUAAAGGUGAAGAGGAAGAAUAUUCGAGUGAGAAAGAAGUAUCAAAUGAGUGGCAAGAUUCCACAGAGAGAACUUCAGACAUGGAUGGUGAAGGCUACAUGGUCAUGAAAGGUGUAAAGAUGCGGUAUCCUGAAAGAGAUGGAGGUCAAAAUGAGAGCCUCAACCUCCCACUUCAGGAGGAACAGAACCCUGACCACGAGCUCCCUCUGGAUUUUCAGGACACUUUUGGAUUCUUGGAUCUGAUGGAUUUGCCCACUUCAUAUCAGAUAAAUGAGUUCUCAGUGGAGCCUCCUGCCUUCGACAUGGAAGAGGAUGAAGAGGAAAAUAAUGCGAGUCCAUUACAGAGCCAUCCUCAUAUGGAAACCUCCCCUCACACAAGCAGGCCACUGCCAAACAAAUCACACAGCCUUCCUUAUACAUCCUAUCCUUUCCAGACAGUUCUAACCUUCUCUUCUGACGAAGACUGUUACUCAGGGCCUAGCGAUGAUGAUGUUGAUAGCAGCGAUUCAGACAAAGGUGAAUAUGAGGACAUGUUCAUUAAAAGUCUACCUUCUGAAUAUCAUUUUCAGCAGUUAAACUGGGCAAGUCCCCAGAUCAUCAUGUUAGACUCUAACAGCAAUGAAGAUUCUCAGAGCAAGAACCAGUCCGAGUGCUCAGAUCAGACUCCGACUGUAUCUGAGGACAUUGAAUAUUGUCCCCCUGCCAGUCAAUUUGCUGAUAUGGAAAUAACAGACAGUAAUGCUGAUAAUCAGUGCUUAAAUGAGGGGGAUCUCAGCCCAGUUAAUUUAGAGACAGAGCAUUUAAACAUGGGAAGGAAGGAGGACGAAGACAGAAGCGCAGAGAAUGAUGUAAACUAUCAAAGCGACUCAGAAAAGCUUGGAAAUGUAAAUGAAGCCAUUCAAGAGGAAAACGAAAAGACGGAAAGUACUAACAGUGGAGAUGAAACACUCGCCUGCAGUCACACAGACACUCAUUCCACAGACGAUGAAAAUCAAGAAGACACUUAUUUUGGUCCAGAUAUACCUUCUACCACAGUGGAAGCAAGCAACUGUGUAACGGUUAAGACAUCCUGCACAACUGAUCCUGUUACCAAUGAGGAACUUCCAAGCUCUGAGGAUCAAAAUGAAAGUACUGAUAAUUACGCUGGCAUUGUUGAAAGUGAGACUAUACUAGAUGAGCCAAGCCCUGAAUUACAGAGAAGUCAAAAUAAAAGUGAGACUGACAAACUCUCAGGGAAAGCAGAAAUAAUUCUGCAUACCAAUUUGCAAAUAGAGACAGAUGGGAAUGAGCUGGAAGGCAUAGAGCUGAGUGAGGAAAUGGAAGUUGGUGAGAAGGGAGAGGAUGAGAGAGACGCAAGGGAGACAGAAACAGAAGAAAAGACUAUUAUAAAGGAAGAGAGUACGGAAAGUGAGCAUAUUGAGGGAGAGAAAAAUUUCGAGGGACAUACAAAUCUAGUAGAUGUGGAUAAGAUGGAAAAAGAGAGCGAUAUGGUUCCACAAGAGGAGCAGAUAUAUUUAGAGAAUAAACAGGAAGAUGUUGAAAACGUAGCUGUUGAAAAUCAGAAGGAAGGCAGUGAUAGAGGGAAAGAGAAUGAUCAACAAAUGGAGGACGAUGACAUAGAAGAGGAAAUCGAGACAAAGAAAGACUGUCAUUUGGAAGGCGAUGCAGAAGUAAAAAAGGGAAGUGUUCCUGAAGAGCUGAGUGAAGAAGAUGACAGGCUUUCGGAGGAUGGCGAGGAACGACCGCGUGAAAAGGGGAAGGAAAGCAUGAAGGAGGAAAAAAAUGAGGAUCUUUUUUCAUCAGAUAGGGAGAUACCAAUGAGAAUGAAAGUAAGACAUGGAGCAGGUGCGGGGCUCGGGUUGGGCGUGGGCAGGACGGUGAUUAUAUCCAAACACAAAAUGUACCAAGUGAAAGCUGUUCCUGUUGUACCACCUAAACCACAGCAUUCCAAAAUCACUGCUUUCAGACAACAGUUUCAGCAGAGAGACGCUGACAGACAACAGAAACCCAUUCAGUCAACAAAUAUCCGGAUACAACAUACAGACAAAGAGCUUCCGAAGAAAGAGUGUGAAAAUGAAAUAGAGGAUGUAGCACAAAACCAUGACUGCCAAAAUACAGAGCAAGAAACAGGAACAGGGACAGACAGGGAGACAGCAGAGGAAAGCAAGGCAGAUCAGGUAAAAACCCAGCUGAAUGAUACAAAGUCAUGUCGUAGUUUGGAAGUUGAGGUAGAACAGGACAGAGACGAGCAGAAGCAAAGGAGAGGGACAUGGGAUGGAGGGAGUUUGAGAAUGGAUGGCCAGAAAGACUUAGACAGGGAGUCGAAAAGAACCAGCUGCAUUAGUAUGUGCUUUGAUGAAGCUGUUGCCAGGGCAACAGGUAAAAGAUACAGAGAGAAGGAAUCUAUAGAAAAAGAGAAAUUUGUUGAGUUACAAUAGAAAAAAGAGGGUGAAGAUUGAACCA
This is a messenger RNA of Tachysurus fulvidraco (yellow catfish), 4457 nucleotides long. It is a transcript of the gene arhgap30, whose product is annotated as rho GTPase-activating protein 31. The transcript is spliced from 14 exons. Gene Ontology annotation, biological process: small GTPase-mediated signal transduction. Gene Ontology annotation, molecular function: GTPase activator activity. Bases 401 to 4432 code for a protein of 1343 amino acids. The record is from RefSeq and is a predicted model, not a curated record. NCBI's taxonomy places the organism in Eukaryota, Metazoa, Chordata, Actinopteri, Siluriformes, Bagridae.